CGUUAGGACCCGGCUGCGGGGCGGGGGGGGGAGCGCAGCCCGGCGGUUGUUUACCGGGGAGGGAAGAGCCGGGGCAGGUCUCGCCGCGGCGCCGAGCGGAGCCGAGCUGCGCGGCCGGGCUGGCGGUGGCUCCUCGCAGCCCGGGCCGAGGAUGCUGCGCGGGGGCCCGCGGCGGGCGGCGGCGCUGGGCGCCGUGCUGCUGGGCUCGCUGCUGCUGGCGGCUGCCCGCGGCGCCGAGGAGUGCCUCCGCGGCAACGGCGCGUCCUACCGCGGGAACCGGCGAGUGGCCUCCGGCGGCGCCCCGUGCCUCAACUGGCUGGCGGUGCGGAGCGGCCCCGGCGCCGCGCUCCCGGCAGUCGCCGAGGACCACAACAGUUGCAGAAACCCGGACGGCGCCGCCGCUCCCUGGUGCUACAUCCGAGGCGCCGCUGGGGAUCCCGAGCGGAGACCCUGCGACAUCGCCCCGUGCUCAGAUGCCACAGAUGCCACCACUGCCACAGCCCCAGUCCCUACAGCAGCAGCUAAUACUUCUCAGGAGGUCGACCAGGUGUUUGAACCGGCUGACAGCUUGCCCUCCCGGAGCGAGGCAGCCGCUGUGCAGCCUGUCAUUGGCAUCAGUCAGAGAGUACAGAUGAACUCCAAAGAAAAGAAGGACUUGGGGACACUAGGGUAUGUGCUGGGGCUGAUCAUGAUGGUGAUAAUCAUUACCAUCGGAGCUGGCAUUGUCCUGGGAUACAUCUAUAAGAGGGGGAAAGACCUGAAGGAAAAGCAUGAACAGAAGGUUUAUGAGCGUGAAAUGCAGCGCAUCACACUGCCACUCUCGGCGUUCAGCAAUCCUGCCUGCGAGCUUGUAGAUGAGAACACCAUCGUGGUGCACACCAACCAGACGCCCGUGGAGGACGCCCGCGAUGGCAGUGGCCCGCUCAUGGGGCAGGCGGGCACUCCUGGUGCCUGAGCAGCUCGGGCAGGAGCGAUACAGCCUGAGCAGAGCCUCCAGCUUCCCACUGUGAGUGCAGGGGUUGUGUGUGUUCCUUUCUAUUUUGUUUUGUUUUUGAUGAAAGCCAGACGAAGGUGAUGCAGAAGGACGGAGCAACAGGCUGUUCAUCACGAUCUGUUUGAGGGCACCGUUUGGCACAUGGCUGACUGGGGACUGGUGUGGUGGAUCCUGCUGCUUCCUCCCACCUGUCUCGGUGGCAUGCCAGUGAGCUGGGGGAGAUGUUGGGCCAGGCUCACAACUGGCCACAGAUCCCAUAGCCUGGAACGUGGUCUUGGCUUCCUCUUUUCUGUUCCUUUCCUAUUUAACGGUGUGCACUGUUACUUACGUUUCAGCCUGGAUCCCAGGAGGGAGCAGUACUGCAGGGACUGAGGGGAGCUUCACGUCAGACUUAGCUAGAUAAUUACACUCUGAUUAUAGUUCCUGUGUUUUUGCUUUGGUGGCUGAGGGUUGGAGAUGCUGUCCAGAAUCCUGCUACUGGAUUAGUUUUUUUUCCAAGGAAGUUUAUUUGAGGGAUGGCUUUGGCCAGGAGCAGUAUGUUUAGCCCCAGGGUCAAUUUGGAAAAGCUCUUCUGCAGCUCUCGACAAAUCCAGGUCUUCCAGGACUGAGGCCACAUCUCCAUUCCCCUGUGGUGCUGCAGGCACGGCCACGGUUGUAGGCGUCCAGGAGGUCAGUGCCUCCUGCUCGCUUAUACCCAUGAGGAGACCAAAGGCCAGCGGUUGUGGAGUGAAGGAAACAAACUGCCCUUCAGCUGCCUAUAGCGGGUUGAGCACUGAUCACAUCCUCUUCUGAAUUCCCUUGGCUUUGCACAGAGCCAGCUCUGGACAGAGUGGCCAGGCCAGCUGUGCAGGUCACCCUGGCCAUGAUGCAGCAGCUCUUGCUCUAAGGGCAGGACAAGGCAGCUGCUCUUACAAGAUCCCAAAGUUAGGGCCCGGCUCCUGGCCCAGCCUCCUUCACGCACACUCAGCUUGCGCAGCGAGACUACUUGCUUACAGAGCCCGGCCCUAUUACAGAGGUUUUGUAACAACUUCUAUUAGCGUUUCGGGGGUUUGGAAGGGAUGGUUGCUGCAGUGUCUCCCAAACGGCACCAGGGCAAGGCUACUUCAGGGAAACAUCCAUCCCCACCUCAGGGGAUUCAAGCCAUUCAAGUAAGUUUUCUAGCCAUCUGCUUUAUAGCUGUGGGCCUAACAGGGAGCAGCACUUGGCAGCAGGGUUUUUAGUAUUAAUGUUUGAUUCAGAAAAGGGAAAUGUUUUAUUUUUAAAUACCUUUGAAUACCAUUUCUUUGUAAAAUGUUUUAAAUACCUCAUUAUGAGAAGGUGCAGAUUGUGCUACCUUGCAUUAAAGCUUAAAAGAAAAAUGCUGUGUA
This is a messenger RNA of Columba livia (rock pigeon), 2361 nucleotides long. It is a transcript of the gene PIK3IP1, whose product is annotated as phosphoinositide-3-kinase interacting protein 1. The record is from RefSeq and is a predicted model, not a curated record. Bases 152 to 955 code for a protein of 267 amino acids. Lineage: Eukaryota; Metazoa; Chordata; Aves; Columbiformes; Columbidae. Gene Ontology annotation, molecular function: phosphatidylinositol 3-kinase catalytic subunit binding; signaling receptor binding; endopeptidase activity. The transcript is spliced from 6 exons. Gene Ontology annotation, biological process: negative regulation of phosphatidylinositol 3-kinase/protein kinase B signal transduction.